UUUUUCAGUUUCACUUUAUGGCACGCAUAUGUAAGACGAUACUACACAGAUGGACGCAAUAAUAAAUGACUGCCUCAAAAGUGUAACUGGAAUAAUUUUCUGUUUCUCUAAAUUAAAAUAAAGUUUCCAUUUUUGACCACUCGAAGCGAUCAACCGUGCACACAGAUAGUACAGUGUUACCUCGUUGUUUAUUCAUUUUAGGAAAUGACGACUGGUCAGAGCAAGCAGGAAACUACAGUCGUGGCUUGUUAAUUUAAUACUGCACUGUACUGCGGAGGCGAUGGAGGGCGAAGAGCGAUUCCAAAACUGAAACCUGAAAAAAGUUAUUAAUCAUUGGCGAACCUUUUUUUUUUUCAGCAGUCGGGAGACAUGUAUGUGUAUGUUACUGGUUGUAAAGCUCGCGGAGGCUUUUUAAAAAUUAACUGAAAUUGAAAUGAAAUCUCAACAGUAUUUGGAAAGGGAUAACACUGUUUCCAGUUUUGGUUUAAUGCCUCAAAUGUCAAACCCAGCACUAAAAGUCCUGUCUGAGGUGUUGAUAGUUUACACAAAGGAUGCUGCUGAAUGGAGCACAUACCUGCAGAAUGUGCUGAUUUCAUGCAAACAAUUUUCCAAGAAGUCAGUCUUGUUAUAUGAGGUCAAGAGCCAUACCCCUGUGGCCCAGCAGGACCUAAGAAUCUUCCAGAACAGCAGAUGUAUUGUCCUGUUGCUGUCAGGAGAACUCUUGGAUGUUCUUGGCAGCUCAGAGGUCUUGAAGAGCUUUCAGAAUGUUCUGCAGCCCCCUGGUAAGAUGGUGGUGUUGUUUUGUGGAGUAACAGAGACUGAAAUGCUAUCAGAAUGCUUCCAGGACUGGCAUCAGUGGAAACAGCUCGAUCCUGAAGAUGAACCAACGACCUACAUUUCAGUGGUUCGACAGGCUGUGUCUGAAGACUCAGGUUGUGACAGUGUGACUGACAGCGAGGUGGAGGUGGAGGCGGAGGACGAGGGGGAGGAGGAGAAGGAGGUGCACACUAAGCUGGUGUGUUCCACAGAGACCCGGCAGCAUGAGGACCCCCAGCCCCAGCCAGGCAGAUCGGUCCACGGGAACUGCAUCGUCAUCCAGCCAAACAGAAUACGAUGUGGGGCACAAACGAAGAUGUACAUUAUUCUGAAAUGUAAGCUAGACAACCAGGUAAAAACUCAAGUGGAGUUCUCCAGCAAAGACUGUUCUUCCAAGCGAGAGUCUGCUGUACUUGAAAAUGAAUACACUGUGUCAGUCAAGGCUCCUGAUAUGCCUUGUGGACCUGUUUCUGUGACUCUGUACUUCGGGGAUUUAACUGUGUGUUCAACAUCCGUAACUUAUUACACUGACAUGGAAGAAAUCGGAAACUACCUUCUAAGUGCCGUCAACCCUAUACAGUUUCUGUGUCAGGCUUUUAAAAUCACAACAAAUAAUAUAGAAGCUCUGGAUAAGUUACUGACUGAGUCAUUAAAGAAGAAUAUCCCAGCGUGUGGUCUACAGCUGUUUGGCAUAAACCAGCUAGAAGAAGAAAACAUGUCUGCAUACCAAAGGAAUGAAGAGCUCCCAACUCUACUUCAUUUUGCUGCUAAGUACGGUCUGAAGAAACUCACAGUGCUUCUGCUCCAGUGUCCCGGAGCACUGCAGGCCUACAGCGUGGUCAACAAGUACGGUGAAUAUCCCAACAACAUUGCAGAGAAGAACGGCUUCAAGGACCUGCGCGAGUUCAUGGAUGAAUAUGUGGAGACUGCUGAAAUGCUGAAGACCCAUAUAAAGGAUCAUAUUACACAAGGAGAGGACGAGGAGACAUACGAGUCCAUGUCCAACAUGUCCAGAGACAUUCUGAUGAAAUAUUCACUGAAUCCAGGAUGUGAUGAAGACAUCUACGAAUGCAUGGUGAAGCUGAACCCUGAUGGCAUGGAAGAUAUUUAUGAAGACAUGGUAAAGCAAACAGAAUCAUCACAAGACAUUCCGGACCCUUUUUUUGCACAGGAAUCUAUGCUACGCAAAUUCUUCGAAGUAAAAUCCAGUACAAGCUUUGAUUCUACUGAAGAGGGGGAGCAGGAGGACGAAGAUCCUUACAAUCUCUGUAUAGAUGAAGACGUCUAUGACACUGUGCAGUCGGGGGCCAACCAUCCACCGGAAAUCAUAAACCGACCUCCGGCACCCAUCCCCAGACCCUCAGUCAGCCAGGAACCACAGCAGAUGGAGCCAUACAUUUCCAAAGUGUUUUCAGCCAGAGAAGAGGCCAAACUGGAGUAUCCGUAUGCUGUCAUAGAACCAGUGUCAGGGCCAGUGAGACCCGUCAGGGACAGCCCUUCAACCACCACCUAUGACCCCUACGGUGGUAUGAAGACCCCGGGGCAGCAGCAGCUCAUUGCCCUGCAGGAGAAGGUGAAGAUGGGGAUCUUCACUGUGGAAGAGGCUGUGCAGCAGUUCAAGGAGUGGCAGCUUAACCAGAAGAGCAGAGGAGAGUCCUUCAAGUUCCAAGAGGACAAUUUGAGAAAGUUACGGGCCAGCAUAAUAAGACGACAGAAAGAAAAAAGCAAAACUGGGAAAUCUCUUGAUCUGCAGAUCACUGCCCCAAUUCGGCAGUUCGAGGGCCCGCCCCUGAAAUUGGAAUGUGCAGUGUAUGAAUCCAAACCCAGAGUGUUGGCAGCCCCACCCAGUCGACCCAUCAACAGGGGCAACUGGCAGACUGGGAGCACAACUAGUACGUCAAGCAGUGCAAGCAAUAGAUCCAGCACACGCAGUAACAUGAGCUUCAGCAGCGGGGCCGAAGGGGAUAAUGAGGACAAUGUAGACAGUUACCAGAGCCCCAGCCCCCUGCCUCAUGCAGCAGAGAAACUACCGGAGCUCCCCCCACCUCGCGUGCCUCCACGGACCCCUGCAAGGCUUCCACAGAGUAACAAUAUGGAUCGGUAUGCCCCUUGUCCAACCCGUCACGCCCCUAGUCCUAGACGCUGUAGCCCUCCUCCACCAAUACCACGCAGAACUCGUUAAUUCAGUCUCCAGGCUGCGCUGGCGGAUCACCUGCACCACUGAGAUAAUCGUUCAAGGAAUUCUGUGUAACUGUUCUGCGACAUCACCUGUCAAAAAAUGGGACGGAAUUUACAAAGCUACUAUGUAUGAUGCAGCUGACAGUCCAGCAAGACUGAUGAUAUAUAUCCAAUCAGACACGUGUUAGUCACAAAAUAGAUUAUAUGGAUUCCAGAGAAGUAAACCUGAAUAGAAAAAGCUACGGGCUGAACUGAGUAAGCUUUAUCAAGCCAUUUUUCUUGUUUGCCAUAUAAAUUUGCUCCUUGUAUCAUUUCACUUAAGUGAAUAUUUACACAGCAUUUGUUUGUUUUUCUUUAAAUACUUCAUUUGCAUUUUGAACUUGGACAUAUGCUGCAGACAAAUAACAGAAUGUGUAGAGGUAUGCAAAGUAAACCCAGAGUCAGAGUAGACACUCCCUUUAUUACUGUAGCAUCCCUGAGAAUAGCCAAGCAUGUUUCCAAAUGAAAUUGCCCUAAUAAAUGUUUACACACCAUGGCAAAAGCACUGCUAAGUGUAGGGGAAACAUGUUAAAGCAUUGGAAACCAUGAUGAAGAGCUAUGGUACAACUGCAGCAUAUUCUUUUAUAAAGCUGUUAUCACAGAGGGACGUCACAAGCUAUAACAACAUUGUCGUAAUCUGAAUCCAUGCAGCUAGCAAGUGCAUUUACAAACAACAAAAAGCAGAGGUACAUUUACUGUACAGUAAAUUUGUAUUCAUACCAUUUACCUGCUUUCUUCUGCACUUAAUGUAACUGCAACUGAGCCCUGUUCACUGAACAAUGUUGGAGCUAAAUGACCAGCUAUUGUCAAUUCCAUACCCCCUGAACAAGUGUACUAACCUGCUGAUGUUGUUUAUUUAAUCUUAUUAUAAACCGCUUGUAUUUAUAAACGUUUACCAUAGUUCAAGCAUAGCAAAGUGUAAUAAAGCAUGGUAAAGCACAGGUAAGCAUUGUAAUGCCCAGAGAGGUACGGUAAAACAUAUUUAGAAAAAUAUGGCAAAUCAUUGUAAACUAUGGUAGAUUCAUAGUAUGGCCAUGGGGAUGGGAAAACAUCUUCUGUGCAAAUGUACUGUGGUAAACUUUUAUAAGGGUCAUAACUAGGCAAAACUGACUAUUUUGGGGUUCGCUGCCCACCUGCCUGCCCCCCCCCCCCCCCCCCCCCAAUCUCUGUGGUUAUAUCGUUUUUAAUUUUUCAUUUUAAUCAAGUGUUCAGUUUUGCUGAUGCUGUAUCAGGUAUAGUCUACAGUUUGUUGUAUUAUUUUUUAAAGAACAAAUUACUGUAGAACUCAGGUGAUUAAGAAAAUUGAGUUCUUCAAAUUAACAACUAGAUAUAAGACCCAGAUUAAUUCUAAUCUUGGACAGCCUUACAGGUAUCUUAAUACCACUGAGUCGUCCAAGAUCGGGGUCUGUGAAACCAGCUGAUGAGGUACUUGCUGGAGUAUAUUUCAUUAUUGAAUUCACACCAGCAAAUGGAGAACUCUGGUGCUGUCAAUUACAUGAUGACCCUAUGAAUAUACUGUAGAAAAUUAUUUAUCUUUCUGAUCAUUAGAAACCUUUGAAUAUACAGUUCAGCGAAGGUCAUUGCACGCUUGAUCCAUUUUUAUCCAGAUUUAACAAACAACUACAGUAAUAUUAAUUUAACAAGCAUGCAUAUUUCCUGCAGUUGUUGUAAUGACAGUGAUACAUUGAUUUUUACAUGUGUUAAAAAAAUGUUAUGAACCUUGUUUGCAAUGUCCAUAAAGUACACAGAGUUAAGAAAAUAAUUGUCAUACAUCUUGUCUAAUAUGUGUUACCAUCACUUUGUAGAUCUCACAUUGUCCUAUAUGGAAGAUACACAAAUUAUGUAUUUUAUAUUUUUUGGUAUUUUUUCAUAGCAUUCCUUUACAUAAAAUGAAGUUUUGCAGUCUUUUCCAUUGUGUACAUCAUGUUUGAAGGAUGUUUUAGUUCUUAUAGGAAAACACUUUAGAGCUUUUAUUUUUUUAGAUAAUUAUGCUUUCUGAGCGUAUUUGUUUGCUAUUUAUUUCUAAAUUAUAUAUAUAUAUUUCCUGCAUGGAGCGAUCAACACAUUUUUUUUUUCACUAAUCUCUGUGGGUUUGAAAAUAGA
Messenger RNA from Acipenser ruthenus (sterlet), 5136 nucleotides. Its product is annotated as phosphoinositide 3-kinase adapter protein 1-like. Bases 434 to 2998 code for a protein of 854 amino acids. The record is from RefSeq and is a predicted model, not a curated record. Gene Ontology annotation, cellular component: cytosol. The transcript has 17 exons. NCBI's taxonomy places the organism in Eukaryota, Metazoa, Chordata, Actinopteri, Acipenseriformes, Acipenseridae. Gene Ontology annotation, molecular function: signaling receptor binding; phosphatidylinositol 3-kinase regulatory subunit binding.